GACCAAUCAGAUUAAAGAAGACACCACCGCAUGAAAGAGCUUCAGCAGCACGAGCCGCUCAGCACCAGAGUCUGAGAUGGAGACAUCAAGAGUCGCUCUCAUCGCUCUCGUGUGUGUUGUGUUCUCCAGUCAGAAGAGGAUCUCUGGAGCAGAAGUGGAGAUGAGAGUCAGAGCAGGAGACGACGUCACUCUCUACUGUGACUGUGUUAGUAAAGGUGGAUUUUAUCCGGCAUGGUUUAGAAACUGCUCAGAAGAAGAUCAUCCUGCUGUCAAGAUGUCGAAUAAAAAAUUGAUUGGUGGUGCAUCAUCACGUUACUCAUCUGUGUUUAAUAAAUCCACCAACACACACGAUCUGCUGAUUAAAAACGUCACAGAAUCAGAUCAGGGCCUGUACUACUGCGCUCUACAUGAGAGAAAGGUUAUGGAUGAUGAAGGAGGUUUAAUACAAAGUAGAGACGUGUAUCACUAUGGAAACAGAUCAACUCGACUCACUGUACUCGAAAUAGCCUCUCCCUGUGUUACUGUUUCUGUAAAUACCUCGACCCCGUGUGUAUCAGAGGGGAGUGUAAGCUGGAGUCUGGUGUUGAGUGUGUGUGCUGUGUGUGUUCUCCUCUCCUCACUCCUCUCCUCCAUCUGUGUGUACUGCCUCUGCACAAACACCACUAAAGGUACUCACACACUCGCUCUCAUCACUAACACUCAUUCAGCACUGAACACAGGAAGGACGUCUUCUCUUCUCCAUCCAGGAGGCGUCUCUACUCACCUCAAGAGUCAGAGCUGAUCUGGCAGGAAGUGACAAAAGGACGACCCUGAGACGUGAAGAGGUCGGAGAAGAUGAGGUUUGUUACGCCUCACUGGACGUCCAGAAGCUCGAGAGGAAGAAGAUGAAGAGGAAGAAGAGAAUUCAGCACUCUGAUUUCAGCACAUAUUGAGAACUGAGAGAUGCUGAGGAGGUGUUCAUCAAUUCUGAACUUUCUGUUACAUCACAGUGUUUUAUUUUCAUCAACCGAUUUUUACUCCUUCAUGUUUUUAAUCUUAAAGACUGAAAUGAAUUUGAAGUUCCCAUGACGCAUUCAACGCUGCGUCAUGACUGAUGCUAUGGGAACACUUUACUGAGAAAGUUGUGUCUGAAGCUCUGUGUGCACAAAUGCCAAUUUAUAGGCUGAGAUAGGACAUGUCACGAAAGGAAUACAUUCCCUCUGUGGAUGUGUGUCGAUUGUUUGUCUUGUCUGUCUAGACUAGGGAAUAAGAAUAUAUUUAAAGACUAGGAAAAAAAAGAUUUUAUGGCGACCCAGAUUUUUGAGAUGAGUGUGCAUCCAUGCCCUGGUUUUAUCAAGGAGGAUUACACACACAUUCUUGGCAUUGUUUGUUUGGGAGAAGAGCAUGCCCGGUCAGCUCUCAAGGGAGCCAGCUGCAUGCAUUGCAAGAGGCUUUGUGGGGCUUGAAAAUCAUGCAGCCAUGCCCAGGACUGAAGAGUUGCUUGCGAGCUAUCUCUCCCCUACAUCACUGACAUGGAGGAAGCCCGCGCUCCCUUGUAAGCCAUGUAGUCACUUCAGCCUUUGUGGGAAACCUGUGGCUUAACAGGGAUUAAAGACAAAGGUAAGUCCUUUCUCCUAGAAGCCCUGAUUUCACCUCAGGGCCAGUUUGGUGACACAGUGAGCAUGGUCGUCGACCGGCACCAAGAGGUGAAGCGCCUGUCGGUGGCGUUUAGGGAAUUUAUCCCUUGCUGCAGUGAGCAGCCUGAGCCAUCUUCCAGCUGCACCUGUCCCCCCAGCUCGCUCACAGGAAAGAAGGGCUAGUGUGGCAGCCCAUGGCCCCCGAGUGUGCUCAGACCAAGGCCUGUCAGACGAGACUAGAUGUUAGGUCUGUCAUCUCUGCCAGGCAAGCCAAGAAGGAAUCCUGACUCCCAAGGGCUAGGGUUCCUAGGAGUGUCUUUCUGUUGAGGCAGGUGCUGAGGCCUGGGAAGUAGUGUCUUCAUCUACAGCUGGUAGAGAACAUCUGGAAGAAUUUUGGCUGUGCAGAAGUGGAUCUGUUUGCCUCCAAGGAGUCUAUUCUCUGGGUCUGGCCCCUGAGGGGAACCAGUUAGGCCUCCCUCCACUAGAAAGCUGUAUGCUCUGAAGUGGCUUUUGCUCUGAAGAAGGCUUUUUCGCCUCUGGUGCGGUCAGCAUGGUCAGGACCCAGUUCACUGCCCGGUCGGUACAGUGCUUGUACCACAAACUUGUCCUUGAGGCCUCCUUGGGUAGGAACACUCUGGUCUUUAAUUUUCUGUGCAGUGCCAGGAAGCUGAGGCCUUCCUGCAGACCAUGCCUCCCCUCCUAGGACCUUUCUGUGGUCCUAGAGGGGCUGCUGAAAGCUCCCUUUGAGCCUAUGGAGUCAACCUCUGAGAAGUUUCUGACCCUAAUGAUGGCUCUGCUCUUAGCCUUGGCCUCCCUUAGAAGGAUGGGAGAUCUGAAGCCUCUAUCAGUCACCCCCACCUGCUUAGAAUUUGUCCCUGGCUUGUCCAAGACUAUCCUGCACCCCAGGGUGGGAUAUGCCCCCAAGGUGCCCAGGAUGGCCGGUUGUCCGGGCAUCUUGCAGGCCUUCUGUCCCCUGCCCCAUGAGUCAGCGGAACAGGAGAGACUGCACAUGCUUUGCCCAGUAAGGGCCCUGAGAAUUUAUGUCCACUGCUCGAGCUCAUAGCGUAAGUCCUCCUCCCUGUUCGUAUGCUUUGGGAGCUGGAACAAGGGCAAUCUGGUCUCCAAACACUGGGUAGUAGAGGCCAUCAUCCAGGCCUACAAGGUACGUGGUAUUGCUUCGCCUCUAGGUGUUAGAGCUCACUCUACUAGGGGUAUCGUCUCAUCCAGUGCCUUGGCUAGGAGUAUUCCCCUGCAGGAAAUUUGUACUGUGGCAGUCUGGACCCAGGUCCUUCAGGGCUAAUUGAUGUACUAUUCCUGGUUUGCUUGUGCUCUCUCACGGCCCCUGGGACAAACAUCGACCGGCACGUGGUGGCGUGGGUAUUGACGUUCCCAUAGCAUCAGUCAUGAUGCAUCGUUGAGUUCCCUUGAAAGGGAACUACACCUGGUUAUGUAUGUAACCCGGUUUCCUGAGAAGGGAAUGAUUCAGCAUCACUUGCCACACCUCGGGCAUCCACUCACGUUUCCUUCAGACAAAUAGAAACUGGAGAGAUGUAAUGUAGAUGCCCUUAUAUGGACUUAUUGGUGUGUAUUCCCAUCGUCACAUAUCCUAUCUGAGCCUAUAAAUUGGCACGUGCGCACACAGAGCUUCAGACACAACUUCCUCAAUGAAGCUUUCCCAUAGCCUCUGUCAUGAUGCAGUGUCUCGUUUUCUUCUCAGGGAACUGGGUUACAUAUGUAACCUGGUAUAGUUCUUGCUGCUUGUGCUUUAUGGUUUUAUUACUGAUGUAUGCUUCAUUAUUUUUAGAUGGAUUAAAAUACUGAAAUUAAUUAAAAUG
Molecule: messenger RNA, 3451 nt
Organism: Hemibagrus wyckioides
Lineage: Eukaryota; Metazoa; Chordata; Actinopteri; Siluriformes; Bagridae
Exons: 4
Coding region: 77-781 (234 amino acids)
Source: RefSeq, a predicted model, not a curated record